Messenger RNA from Myxocyprinus asiaticus (Chinese sucker), 5797 nucleotides. Its product is annotated as netrin receptor UNC5B-b-like. Gene Ontology annotation, molecular function: protein binding; netrin receptor activity. The transcript is spliced from 17 exons. Gene Ontology annotation, cellular component: membrane. The coding region runs from base 1 to 2823 and encodes 940 amino acids. The record is from RefSeq and is a predicted model, not a curated record. NCBI's taxonomy places the organism in Eukaryota, Metazoa, Chordata, Actinopteri, Cypriniformes, Catostomidae. Gene Ontology annotation, biological process: anterior/posterior axon guidance; netrin-activated signaling pathway.
AUGCUCUCUGCGUGUAUACAACGUGACCAUUCUCCCGCUUCUCUACUUGCUGUACUUCUACUAUGCGGAAUCCUUGCGACCCAUACAGAUGGCAGUGAUUACAGCGAGGUUCUCCCGGAUGCGUUUCCAUCUGCUCCCGCCGAACCGUUACCAGAGUUCCAGAGCGAGCCAGAGGACGCCUUCAUUGUGAAAAACAGACCUGUCAAACUCUCCUGCAAAGCUACUCCUGCUACGCAGAUAUACUUUAAAUGCAAUGGAGAAUGGGUGAACCAGAAUGACCACGUCACCAAGGAGAGUCUGGACCCGAUCACAGGUCUGGUCAUGAGAGAAGUAGAUAUCUCUGUUUCCCGGACACAGGUAGAGGAGUUGUUUGGGCUGGAGGAUUAUUGGUGCCAGUGUGUUGCCUGGAGCUCAGCAGGCACCACAAAGAGCCGGCGGGCAUAUGUCCGCAUUGCCUACCUAAGGAAGAAUUUUGAGCAGGAGCCACUUGGCAGGGAGGUGCGUCUGGAGCAGGAAGUGUUGCUUCAGUGUCGUCCACCAGAGGGCAUCCCACCUGCUGAGGUGGACUGGCUGAAGAAUGAAGAGCUCAUUGACCCUGCGCUGGAUUCUAACUUUCUAAUUACCAUCGACCAUGACCUAAUCAUCAAGCAAGCUAGACUCUCUGACACGGCUAACUACACCUGUGUGGCUCGCAAUGUGGUCGCUAAGCGACGGAGCAGCACUGCAACACUCAUCGUCUAUGUGAGUGGAGGCUGGUCAUCCUGGACAGAGUGGUCAGAGUGUAAUGCUCAGUGUGGGCGGGGCUGGCAGCGACGGACACGCAGUUGCACCAACCCAGCACCACUCAAUGGAGGAGCCUUCUGUGAGGGCCCACCAUUCCAGAGAGUCACCUGCACCACACUCUGUCCAGUGGACGGAGGUUGGACAGAGUGGGCCAAGUGGUCAGCUUGUGGGACAGAGUGUACACACUGGCGCAGCCGUGAGUGUCAGGCGCCCCCGCCACGUAACGGAGGACGCCACUGCAGCGGUAGCAUGAUGGAGAGCAAGAACUGCACAGAGGGACUGUGUGACCGCAAUAAAAAGGUUACUAUUGGACAUACAAGCCAUCCUCUUGGCUCUGGUGCUGGUGUAGCGGUGUACGCAGGACUGGUGGGGGCUCUGCUACUCUGUGUGAUUCUUGUGCUGUGUGUGGGCAUCCUGGUCUAUCGCCGGAGCUGUCGUGAUCUCCACGGUGAAAUCACAGAUUCCUCGUCAGCCCUCACAGCUGCCUUCCACUCUGCAAAUUACAAACCACCACGACAGGAUAACCCACACCUACUGCAUCCGUCAGCCCCCCCUGACCUCACAGCCAGUGCCGGAACCUUCCAUGGGCCUCUUUUCUCACUGCAGCAGGCCACCCUGGACUCUCAGCAUAAGAUUCCCAUGACCACGUCUCCUUUGGUGGACCAACUGCCUAGUCUGAAGAUAAAGGUGUACAAUUCCUAUACCAUGUCCUCCCUUGAGCUGCCGACCGGCCUAGGCUCAAUUGAUGGAGAAAUCAUGAGUCUAAAGACAGUGGGCUCUGGACCUAAAGACCACCAUGGGCACACCCUGCCAAGAGAGCCUAGUCACAGUGCCAGCGCCACACUGGGAUCCCUGGGUGGCCGUCUUACCAUCCCUAAUACAGGGGUGAGUCUGUUGGUUCCACCAGGGACGAUUCCUCAGGGAAAGUUCUACGAAAUGUAUCUCAUCAUCAACAAAUGGGAGAAAACAACGUUGCCAUCAGAUGGUAGUGAGACGGUGCUGAGUCCAGUUGUAAGCUGUGGACCCUCGGGCAUGCUGCUGAGCAGACCUGUGGUCCUCACUCUACCCCACUGCGCCCAGCUCGAGCCCCCAGACUGGACCCUCACCCUCAAAAUGCAGAACCAUCAGGGCGCCUGGGAGGAGGUGCUAACUGUUGGAGAGGAGAGUCUGUCGUCACCCUGCUACCUACAGGUGGAGGAGCAGAGCUGUCAUAUUCUGAUGGAGCAGCUGGGGACGUAUGGUCUGGUGGGGCAGUCGGCUCCCCCUCGGCCAGCCUGUAAGAGGCUGCAGUUGGCCCUGUUUGCUCCUCGGGCCCCAUGCCUCUCCCUGGACUACAGCCUGAGGGUCUACUGCAUACAGGACACCCCACAUGCCCUUAAGGAAGUGUUAGAGGUAGAGCGAAGUCUGGGUGGAGUUUUACUAGAGGAUCCCAAACCCCUCCCCUUUAAGGACAGUUACCACAACCUGCGGCUGUCAAUUCAUGACAUUCCUCAUUCACAUUGGAGGAGUAAACUUCUGGCUAAGUAUCAGGAGAUCCCAUUCUAUCAUAUUUGGAGCGGGAGUCAGCGACCGCUACAUUGCACCUUUAGUCUGGAGCGAGGAAGCUUGGUGGUUUCUCAGCUCACCUGCAAGAUCUGUGUCAGACAGGUGGAGGGGGAGGGACAGAUAUUCCAGCUCAACACUGACAUCCAAGAGACUUUGCCACCACAUUCCCCACUGCCAGCGGGUGGAUCCUGUCUGCCUUCAUCUCAAGUAGGCCCAUAUGCUUUCCAACUGCCCAUCUCCAUACGGCAGAAAAUUUGUGCCAGUCUGGAUGCCCCCAGCGCACGUGGCUGUGACUGGAGGAUGCUGGCUCGCAGCCUGGGCUUUGACAGGUAUCUGAACUACUUUGCAACAAAACCAAGCCCCACAGGUGUGCUACUAGACCUGUGGGAAGCUUGUCACCAGGGUGACGCAGACCUGGUCUCCCUGGCGACAGCUCUUGAAGAGAUGGGCAAGAGUGAGGUCUUGGUUGUCAUGACAACGGACAGAGAUUGCUGACUGGCAAAUCAAAAAGUGUGAAAUGGGGAUAUAUUUGCCACUUUAAACCUAGAAUUAAUGCAAGUUGAUGGAAAGAAGGAAACAGAUGCGUCAGAUGCACAAACCAAGUUCCAGACCAUCAGUACAGCUUGCUUCUUACCUCUGUGAUCAUGCAGAAUCACCAAGGAUUGCAAAAUGGAGCUGGGGCCCAGCAAUCUCAUCUUGGAGUAAUACAUACCUAUAUGUAGCAAACGAAACUAUGCUGUAAUCAGACAAAAGAGAUGUCAUUUGAAUUUAAAAAUUGUGAAUGAAUUGUCAAGAAUGGUCCGUCUUCAUCGGUGCAUUUGCUGGUACGAUUAAAAAACACCAUGUGAGCAGCUCUUUAUUAGAAGAUAAUUUCAUCAUACACACUGAUUCGCUCUUACACAUGCAGAUACAAAUAGCUAGUGUGAAAGUACAUGAUCAAACACCAUUGCACAUCGAGCCACUGGCUUUGUUUCCUAGCAACCACUAGAUGCUUAGAGACACUGAGAUUCAGUGUCCGGUAAAACAGCAGUGCGCCAAGCACCUCAGGAAAUGCACACAAAAAGAAAAUAGACAGAAGUAUAGAUGUAAACAGAUCAAUAAUGGCUAUCCAACAAGGAGCUAUGAUAAUCUGCACUAAAAUCAACAGUUAUUUUCAUAACGACUUGUUGGUUCUCGUGGACUUUUGUUUGAAGCAUUAUUUUUUGUGUGUGUCUCUUUUUGAAAUAGCUUAUAGGAAUGAAUGAAUUAGAAGAGGACCACUCAUUCUGCUAGAUUUUCUUCUUUCUCUGAUCAUACCUCCAUUUGCCACCUAUAUCUCUGUGGCUUUUCUUUAAAAAAAUCUUCUGUUCAAUCCAUCAUUUGCAAUGCAGGAGAGCUUUCUGGUAAACUCAUAUUAGUUUUGUAUAGGGAACAGACUUUUUAAGUUAUUAUCCCUAUUUGUGGAUCUUUGUUUUUCACUCUUCUAUUCGUAACUGCUGUUCUGGUCAUAAUCUUUGGUCUCAUUUAUUUUUAAUUUGCUGGACAGUUGCAUUGUCUCUGACUGAACAUAGGCUGGAGUGCAGAGAGCAGUAUAAAUUCUCAUUGGCGCUCCCCCAACCAGUGGAACCCUAUUUCGCCUAUGCCUAAAAAAACAGCCUUGCUGCACAGCAUAAAAUGCUUAAGAAAACCAUGCAUCACUCCGUGUUAUAUGAAGUUGUGAAGCUGUAAUACAUUCUGGUGUCCUCUCAUUGGAUAACACUUCAGACACUUGGAGAGCUAGAAAAACAAUGACAGUUAAAGGCCUCACAGCCUGGAAAAUGCAGAUUCACUGGCUAUUUACCAGAAUGUCAGUUAGCUCAGAAUUAAUAUGAAUAGAGGUUAUUUUAGAAGGUAAAAGACACUGUAAUCUUUAUCGAUGCGGGAAGGCAGAGUCUGGAAAAAGUAGAGAAAACAUGACUGAUUUACACAGGAUUCAAAUUACGGAGAAGCUCUGGUAUUUAUUACACUACCCCACGUCCCCAUAUAAAAACCAGUCCUGUCCAAAUAGUGCUUAAAUCAUCAUUUACUUUGACUGUAUCUUUGUUUCCAUGCUAUGAAAGUAAAUGGUGACUGAGGCUGUCAUUUCACCUAACAUCUUCUUUUGUGAUCCAUGGAAAAAAGAAAGUCAUAUGUGUUUGGAACAGUAUGAGGGAGAAUAUACAAUGACAGAAUUUUCAUUUUUGGGUGAACUAUCCCUUUAAAUGUUUUGAUCAUCAUUGGUUAAAUGCACUGCAAAUAUGAUGCACGGUUUAAAUGAAAUUGCACAAGUGGCAGAAAGCCCUCUUCUGGGUUUGAUGCCAGUCAGUUGUGCUGUGUAUGUUAUAAAUAGCUGCCUUGAGAUCCAGCGUAAGUGCUCUGAUGAUUGCAGUUUGACCAACUUGCUCUUCAUGGUCAGUUUCGACAUUUGGGUUUUAAUGGGUUCCCCUUGAGUAAGACUCCAAGCCAUGUCCUGGACUGUUUAUUAUCAAAAGUCAUGUAAUCAUUUGAAGUGGGCGGGAAAAAAGUGUGUUUUAUCCAUUUCUUUGUUUUCUUGACCUUUUCUUCAGAUGUGUUCAAAUUAUCUGGCAACAAACGAAAGGUAAUGUGCUGUAUCUGGCAAUGCCUGUGAAGAUGUGAAUUAAAUAAACAAGGUGUGUGUUUGUGUGUGAGUGAGAGAAUAGAAUGUGAGAGAUGUGUUUGCGCCAACCUCUGAGUGAAUGAACAGGCUUCAUAAUCUGUUGUUUCUCCUUUCCCAUUAUAAGUACUAUGCAAGUGCACAACAAAAGAGAAUCUAUGGCCGUCUUGAUGUCUUGUGUAUGAAGUACAUGGAAUGGGAAUCUUAUAUCUUUUCCACUGCUGUAACAAAGCUGGGAGGAAACUUGACCUCUUAAGGCCUCUCAGCAGUAAUAAAUGCAAACAAAACGACUGUAAUUGGGGGUCAGGGAUCCAUGACCUCCCAAUCGUUCCUCUUCACCUGUUUAGUAAGCUUUUGGGCUGUCACAACAAGCAGUUUGUUGGGAGGAUUUUUUUUUUAACUUCUACAUGCGAAAGGCUGCAAGAACAUUGAAAACCCCUGAUGGCUUUACAUCUCUGAACCUUUAUAUGACUCUGAAAUGUCUCCAGCCGUCUCUUGGCCAGUGUUACAUGAAAACGCCUUUAAGCAUUUGUAAAGCUGUUUUGGGUCUGCUUAUCUCUGGACGAUAAUCGCUGGUCAAAGAUGCUCACAUGUGGCCGAACUUAAUGCUUAAUGCUUUUUUUUUUUAUUUUUAUUUUUUAUUUAUUUAUUUUUUUUUUUAGAUGUCAUUUUCUAUGAAAGAGGGUACACAGGAAGUCAGGAGUUUUUUUUUUAUUUAUUUUUUUUUUAUUAUUAUUAUCAUUAUUAUUUAAUACUGUAAAGUACUACUGUACAUAAAUGUUUAGACUUCUUACAGUAACUAAAUAUAAUUUUUAUGCAAUAAAUUAUAUUUCCUAG